AUGAACCCGUCAGAGGUGCAUAAAUCUAUUGCCACUGAAGCAAAAGAGAUCAAUAUGCCUGAAGCUUUACAACCCCCUCUAUUUUCAUUCUCAUUUUUGUCUUCUCCUUUUCUCAUUCUUCCUUCCUGUAGUAGUUCAUCCCUUUCCUCAAUCCUCUCUAUUCUCAUUUUCUCUUCCUUCCUCCCCCUCAUACUAGUUUCAUUCCUUUCUCAUCUUUUUCUCAUCCUCUUUCACUUUCCUCAAUCCUCUCUAUUCUCAUUCUUCUCUUUUCUCAUUCUUCUCUUUCUUCCUGUAGCCCCCCCAUGCAUACUAGUUUCAUUCCCUGUUCAUCCCCCUCAAUCCUCUCUAUUCUCAUUUUCUCUUUUCAUUCCUCCCCCCUGCGUACUAGUUUCAUUCCGUUCAUCUUUUGUCCUUUCCUCAAUCCUUCAUUCUUUUUCUCUUUCCUUUCUGUCAAUCCCCUCGUCUCUUUCAUUCUCAUUCAUCUCUUGUCCUUUCAAUCCUCCUAUUCUCCCCCUUUCACUUCCUGUAGCCCCCCCUUUUCAUUCCUGUUCAUCUUUUGUCCUUUCCUCAAUCCUCAUUCUCAUUCUUCUCUUUCACUCCCUGUCCCCCUCUCUAGUUUUAUUCAGUUCAUCUUUUGUCCUUUCCUCAAUCUUCCUUCUUCUCUUUUCUUCCCCCCCUGCAUUUAUUUUUCAUUUUUCUUCUACUGUCUUUUCCUUUCUUUAUCUUUGUUUUCUUUCUUUUCUACUUUCUAUCACUCAUGUUUUUUUCAUUUUUCUUCCUUUAUUUUUUUUCAACACCUUUUCUUUUUUUUUCUAUUUCUCCUUCUUCCUCUUAAAAUUCUUCAUCUUUAUUUUCUGA
Acanthosepion pharaonis is the source of this 858-nucleotide messenger RNA. NCBI's taxonomy places the organism in Eukaryota, Metazoa, Mollusca, Cephalopoda, Sepiida, Sepiidae. The record is from the annotation of a GenBank genome assembly.